AUGUCAACUCCAAUUGUGCUCGAUCAAGGUACAGGAUUCGUCAAGAUUGGACGAGCAGGUACCAAUUUUCCCGACUAUACGUUUCCUUCGAUGGUUGGACGUCCAAUCUUGCGAGCAGAAGAACGUAACAUUCUUGUGCCGGAUGACGUAGAAAUUAAGGACAUAAUGUGUGGUUCUGAGGCGAGCCAAGUACGAUCCCUUUUGCAAAUCAACUACCCAAUGGAGAAUGGUAUAAUCAAGAAUUGGGAAGAUAUGGAACAUUUAUGGGAUCAUGCAUUUUUUGACAAGAUGAAGAUUAACCCUGUGGGUCAAAAGAUUUUACUUACAGAACCACCAAUGAACCCAUUGAAAAAUAGAGAAAUGAUGUGUCAGGUUAUGUUUGAGAAAUACGGAUUUGGCGGAGUUUAUGUUGCGAUCCAGGCAGUGCUAGCAUUGUAUGCGCAAGGUUUGAGCUCAGGAGUUGUGGUUGAUUCAGGUGAUGGUGUUACGCAUAUUGUCCCUGUCUAUGAAUCCGUUGUUUUGAAUCACUUGACAAGGAGAUUGGACGUUGCAGGAAGAGAUGUCACUAGACACUUGAUCAACUUAUUGUUCCGCCGGGGUUAUGCUUUCAACAGAACUGCUGAUUUUGAAACUGUGCGUCAAAUCAAGGAGAAGUUAUGUUAUGUUAGUUAUGACUUGGCCUUUGACGCCAAGUUGGCUACUGAAACUACAACUUUAGUCGAGUCUUAUGAGUUACCAGAUGGAAGAGUGAUUAAAGUUGGUAGUGAACGUUUUGAAGCACCAGAAUGUUUGUUCCAGCCACACUUGGUGGAUGUAGAGCAACCCGGUGUUGGUGAGACUUUGUUUAAUACAAUCCAAGCAGCUGAUGUGGACGUCAGGUCCUCAUUGUACAAGGCUAUUGUCUUGUCUGGUGGUUCUUCAAUGUACCCAGGUUUGCCAUCGAGAUUGGAAAAAGAGUUGAAACAACUAUGGUUAACAAAAGUGUUGCAUGGGGAUGCUUCGAGAUUGGACAAGUUUAAGGUAAGAAUUGAAGAUCCACCAAGGAGGAAGCACAUGGUGUUUAUCGGAGGUGCUGUUUUGGCCAACAUCAUGGCAGACAAAGACCACAUGUGGAUCUCAAAACAGGAAUGGGAAGAGCAAGGACCUCGGGUUUUGGAAAAAUUAGGGCCACGUUAA
This is a messenger RNA of Lodderomyces elongisporus, 1176 nucleotides long. RefSeq names its product actin-related protein 2 (gene ARP2). Gene Ontology annotation, molecular function: actin filament binding. The record is from RefSeq and is a predicted model, not a curated record. Bases 1 to 1176 code for a protein of 391 amino acids. Gene Ontology annotation, biological process: Arp2/3 complex-mediated actin nucleation. Gene Ontology annotation, cellular component: actin cortical patch; Arp2/3 protein complex. The transcript is spliced from 2 exons. NCBI's taxonomy places the organism in Eukaryota, Fungi, Ascomycota, Pichiomycetes, Serinales, Debaryomycetaceae.